Messenger RNA from Sinocyclocheilus rhinocerous, 1096 nucleotides. Its product is annotated as ras-related protein Rab-39A-like. The transcript is spliced from 4 exons. NCBI's taxonomy places the organism in Eukaryota, Metazoa, Chordata, Actinopteri, Cypriniformes, Cyprinidae. Gene Ontology annotation, biological process: Rab protein signal transduction. Gene Ontology annotation, molecular function: GTP binding; GTPase activity. Bases 102 to 743 code for a protein of 213 amino acids. The record is from RefSeq and is a predicted model, not a curated record.
CUCCUCUCCUCUCCUCUCCUCUCCAUUCACGCAAUGUAGACACCGACAGCGCUCCUGCUUUGUCUCUGAGCCUGUGGCUGGAGCUCUCCACACGCCAUGCCAUGGAUACUUUAUGGCAAUAUCAGUUCAGGAUCAUUUUGCUGGGCGACUCGACGGUGGGCAAAUCAUCUUUGCUCAAGAGGUUCACGGACGGCGUCUACAGCGAUGCAGCGGACCCGACGGUCGGGGUGGAUUUCUACGCCCGCUCACUAGACAUCGAGCCCGGGGUUAAAAUCAAGCUGCAGCUAUGGGACACCGCCGGACAAGAGAGAUUCAGGUCCAUCACCACUUCCUACUAUCGCAACUCUGUGGGCGGCCUCUUAGUCUUCGACCUGAUGAACAGGAAGACCUUCGAUCACGUGCGGGAAUGGCACCGAGAGGUCAGCGAGCACAUCCUGCCUCAUCACAUGGUCUACAUCCUCAUCGGCCACAAGAGCGACCUGAGCCGCGACCGCAAGGUGACGCGGGACGAGGCGGAGCAGCUGGCGGCCGAGCUCGGCAUCCGCUACGUGGAGACUUCAGCCAAGUGCAACAGCAACGUGGAGCGUGCUUUCCAGCUGCUCACACGGGACAUCUAUGAGCUGAUGAAGAUGGGCGAGAUCUCCACACGCGACGGCUGGGAUGGGGUCAAGAGCGGCCUCACCGCUAAAGUUCUGUACCCCGCCGAGGAGGAGGCGGAGCGAGAAAAGAGCUGCAACUGCUGACUCCCACGAUCCACCUGCAAUCACUCACCUGUGUAUCAGUCGGUCGUCACUUUCACUAACAUGUCGCAUCACGGUCACUGCCUCAGGCCUGGACCGCUGCACUCACCUCGUUGUUGCUGUCUGAGGUUAAUGGCACAAGCCACUCAAAGGUGUAGUAUAUUUGGGCUUGAAUGGACAGGCCCUGCUUCACAUUGUUGGGGAUCACAGACAUGUUGUGAAGUUUGCAGCAAUCUUGCGGAUAAACAUUUUUAGAGUGUAGUUGUACUUCACAUCCUCUGGAGCUAAUACGGUUUAUUUGGCUUAUUCCUUUCCGUUUAACCAGGGUACACUGUAAAAAAUGACCGUGAAUUUAA